UGCUUGAUAAAGAACUAAAGAACGAUAAAGAAUUAAAGGUGCGAAGGUGCUGGGUGGUAUCGGCACUUUGCGUCUCGAAAUGCUCUAUUUUUAUUUAUUAAGUUGGCUAGCGACAGUUAUUCAAAUAUGUUUUAUUAUACUGGCAGUGGCUGCCGGGCUUUACUACGUUGCGGAACUCGUGGAGGAGUUCACAGUAAUGACUGGGAAAAUAAUUCGGAUACUGAUCCUGCUUACACUUGCCGUGUACGCCGGACUGUUCGUCUUCGAAGACCUGCCACUGACAAUGAUUGGGUGUGGUGUACUUAGCCAAGUGAUGCACUUGCUCGUGCUGCGCUCGUUCCCUUUCUUCAACUUGUACUCUGUUCCUUUCUUAUUAGCGUCAGUGCUCGUCGUAGUGAACCACAUUCUUGCAUUCAGCUUUUUCUCUGGCAAGGUGUAUGCUUUCAGCGAGGUGCUUGCAUACUUCACCAUCUGCUUGUGGCUGGUUCCAUUUGCAUUUGUGGUCUCCUUGAACGCCAACGACAGUGUGCUUCCCACCCUUGCGGAGAAGCGGCCACUGUUGAAUGAUGACAAUGACGUCGUGUCGAACUACUUCUCACAACGCAACAAGCGUUAUGGUCUCCUGUUCUUCUUCAACAAGGCAAAAGAGUCCAUCCUGCCUCAGCGCAUCAAGAAAGUGUUUUAGGUGGUUUGCCAAAUGGUGCAGCUUCAUGGACGCUUGGGUGCCAUCUUCGGAGGUGUUCCCUUCUUUAUGUACAUACACACACUUUGACUGCUAGUUUGUGUGACUGUGAGUGUGUGCAUCCAUUUUUAUGCAAGGUUAAAUUAAAACUUGCCUGCACA
This is a messenger RNA of Ixodes scapularis (black-legged tick), 843 nucleotides long. RefSeq names its product protein TEX261. The coding region runs from base 80 to 685 and encodes 201 amino acids. NCBI's taxonomy places the organism in Eukaryota, Metazoa, Arthropoda, Arachnida, Ixodida, Ixodidae. Gene Ontology annotation, cellular component: COPII-coated ER to Golgi transport vesicle; endoplasmic reticulum membrane; Golgi membrane. Gene Ontology annotation, biological process: endoplasmic reticulum to Golgi vesicle-mediated transport. The transcript is spliced from 6 exons. The record is from RefSeq and is a predicted model, not a curated record. Gene Ontology annotation, molecular function: COPII receptor activity.